Molecule: messenger RNA, 756 nt
Organism: Daphnia pulicaria
Lineage: Eukaryota; Metazoa; Arthropoda; Branchiopoda; Diplostraca; Daphniidae
Product: serine/threonine-protein kinase/endoribonuclease IRE2-like
Exons: 2
Coding region: 1-756 (251 amino acids)
Biological process (GO): IRE1-mediated unfolded protein response; intrinsic apoptotic signaling pathway in response to endoplasmic reticulum stress; protein phosphorylation
Cellular component (GO): IRE1-TRAF2-ASK1 complex
Molecular function (GO): protein serine/threonine kinase activity; RNA endonuclease activity; ATP binding
Source: RefSeq, a predicted model, not a curated record
AUGGAAAUCCAAUACAACAGGGCAGUUCUAUUAGGAGAAGGUGGCUAUGGAUCAGUGUUUCCAGGAACGUUUCAAGACCGUGAAGUGGCAGUCUCAGUGGCAGUCAAACGAGUUCUCCUUAACAUGGCUAACAAUAAUGAGGAAGAAGCUUUAAGAAAAUUAGACCACCCUAAUAUCGUCAAACUCUUCCACGUUGAGUAUAACAGCGAUUUCAAGCUCUUUGCUUUGGAGCUCUGCACUGCAUCAUUAGAUCAGGUAUUUCUGGGGCCUGAUCAUCCCAAAAAAUACAAAGGGCCUAAAUUGCCAUGCCAUUUUGAAGUUUUCUCACAGCUGGCUUCGGGUCUCGAGUACAUACAUUCCAAUAAAUUAAUUCAUCGAGAUAUAAAGCCAGGAAAUGUGCUCAUCUCGGUCGACUCAAGCACUGCGCAAGAUGUUAAAGUAACAGUGAAAUGGGCUGAUUUUGGUCUGUCCAGGACAGUGAAUGAACGAGGGACAUUUACGAUGACUAGUGGAGUGAAAGGAACAAGAAACUGGCACGCGCCCGAGUUGCUUAGACUUCUUCAGGAAUCACAAACAAUAGGCCGACCGCAGCCCAGAGGUACCGUCCAAAGUGACGUAUUUGCACUUGGCCUCGUCUUCGCCUAUCUCCUGUUAGACGGGCAGCACAUUUACGGUUCUAACGAGAUUGACAUUAUUAACAACAUCUUAUUGGGCAAAACGAUCAACAUGGAUAGUAAGUUAGUCUAUUUACGUUAA